AUGGCAUUUGCGCACGCAGUGCUGCCCUCGGUCGCAUCGCGAACAGCUAGUGCGCCCGCCCAUGCUGCCAAUGCUGCGAGAGUAGUUGGAUCUAGAUCUACUGCUGCUUCUACUUCUACUCCUGGCGUGCCGAACCAGCAAACCUCGCUUUCGUCCUUCCCCCUGUACUCGCGGUCUACGUCUACCUCGGACAUGUCGCAGCCCCCGCGCCCCCCGCGCUCGCCGCUGCCCCCUGCCGCGCUCCCCUCAGACACGGAUCGCACAUCCAAUCCGAGCUCAAAGGGCAAGACAGCCUCGACAGGCACUGCCGUCUCGUCUCAGCAUAGCUCCCUGUCGACGGGCCCGCCUCGCCGCUACGACGCCCCGACCCGCCGCCCGCGCAAACUGCGCUCCCAGUACCCGCGCGGCGCCACCGAGAACCAUGUCGAGUACAUCCUAGUCGCGUCCUUUGACGUCGACCGCGGUCCCGUCAUGGAGCACCAGUAUCCCGUGGCCAUCACGGGCGACGAACACAUGCUGGCCGAGCUCAUGCUUCCCGACCAGGCCCACGUGAGAAACCAGGACUGGACCAUCUUUUUCCUGCACAAGGACACAAGCCAAGAAGAGGACGACGAAGAGCGCCGCGCAAAGGACGAGCGGCGCAGACGGCGCAGGCGCAAGCGGGACCGUGAGAAGGGCAUCAUACAUGAAUCCGACGACGAGGACGAUGAGGCUGGUGGUGAUCUGGACGACGACGACGAUGACGACGACUGGGACGACGAUGCCUCGACGGACAGCGAACCUGAAGGUGGGGCGGGCCCGCCUCUGAUAUACGUCCUCAAUCUAGUCAACACAAAACAAGACAAGACGGUCAAGCGCGGAGCUGUCGUCAAGGCUAUGGCCAUCUGCACCCGGCACCCUUUCCUGCAUAUCUACAAGCCCCUUUUAUUGCUGGCAUUGGAGGAAUACUUUAAAUCGCCAGUGCCCGAGACAUUGUCAAUGCUGUUUACUGCCGUCAACGAUAUGGACUUGUCGCUCAUGCCCAAGCUGAGCUUGCAGGAGCGACACCUGUUGCAGGCCAGCGACAACAAGGACCUCUUUGUGGAGAAGUUUGAGCAGAUGAUCCAGAUGCGAAUAGCCGAGGAUCGGGGGGAGAACGUUACAGACCAGCCUUUCGACGCGAGCAGGAGCCCGCCAAAACGGCCGGGAAUCUUCCGCUCCGGGACCAAGGCGCACAUCGAGGGCCAGUCAACCUACGCGGUCCCCAGGGAUACGCACGAGUUCGAGAGCAAGGUCAUGUACAAGGGAAUCCCCAUUCCCAUCAAGGUUCCUGUGGCUGUCAUGCCCGAGACGGUGGGCGACUUUUCCCUGAUAAAACUCAUACAAAACUUCUCAGACACGCACUCAAAGACGCCGCAAACGUUCCCCUUGCACCCGCACCUGACGACGAAUGGGCCAAACACCCACCCCAUCAUUGUUUUGGUGAAUGCGCUCCUGACACAGAAGCGCGUCAUUUUCUUGGGCUAUAACCUGCCGUCGGGCGAGGUGGCCGAUGCCGUUCUGGCGGCUUGCGCCCUCGCGUCGGGCGGUGUACUCAGGGGCUUCACCCGCCACGCCUUCCCGUACACGGAUUUGACCAAGAUCGACGACCUGCUGAAUGUGCCUGGCUUCAUCGCCGGAGUCACGAACCCGACCUUUGAGCACCAUCCCGAGUGGUGGGACCUGCUCUGUGACUUGCCCAGCGGCAAGAUGAAGAUCAGCAGCAAGAUUGACCAGGCCCCAAUCACCGAAGGGCUCGUGUACUUUCAGCAGCAGAACCCGUCGCACGCCUCUCUGAUCAACAGCUCAACCAACGACCUCACUGGCGACGUGGCCUUUAUGGCGGAUAUUCAGCGCGGCAUAGCUAACCGAGCCGGCGAGCGCGUCAUCCGCGCCAAGUGGAGAGACUGGGUGGUCAAGUUCACCCGCAUCGCGGCGGCCUUUGAGGAGAGCGUAUAUGGCGCGAGCGCCCUCUACAUCGGCAGCGACGAGCACGACACGACGGCGGCGGGUGUCGGCGGCGGCCACGGAUACGUCUGGUGCGACGAGUCCUCCAAGGCCAAGGAGCUGGCGGGCAACGUGACGCGGAUCGAAGGGUGGAGGAACACGAGGAGCUACUACAGCUUCAUCCAGGUGAGAAAGCGGAGAGAGACAAGUCCUUUUCCAGUCCUCUGGGGAGGGCUGGCGUCGGUCAUCCACGCGGCAUUUGAUCCCGAGCUAACCGAGCCAUUACACCCUCAGGACGUGGCACAGCUGUACACGGUGAGGCCCCUCAAGGGGCUAGACCUGCACCACAUGCACGACCGGCUGCGCACGCAGCGCCUGAGCCCCAUGCAGAGCAGGGAGCUCUACUCGACCUUUGCCAAGUACGUGCACUCGUACGACGAGAUCUGCCUGCUGCUGAGCGUGGCGCCCGAGUCGCACGCCGGGCUCUUCUACGUGGCCCUCGGCCUCUUCCACAAGGACCGCGACGUGCGCAUCAAGACGGCCGACCUGCUCGAGCGCAUCGCCGAGCACGACGCCGGCCAGCACUGGUGGAAGGCCCUCAGCCGCUUCGAGAAGCUCGCCUACGUCCGCAUCCGGCGCGAGGCCGAGCUGGAGCUGAGGGCCAAGCUCGAAAUCGGCAACGCCGGGGCCGCCGGCGGGAAUAACAACAAUACCCACAGCGGCGGAAGCAACAGCGGCCACAACAACCACAGGGACGCCUUUAGCAACAACAGCCUCGGCCACCCGUCUGACCCGCGCGACAAGAGAGUCAGCUGA
This is a messenger RNA of Lasiosphaeria miniovina, 2781 nucleotides long. Its product is annotated as docking domain of Afi1 for Arf3 in vesicle trafficking-domain-containing protein. The transcript has 2 exons. The record is from RefSeq and is a predicted model, not a curated record. Bases 1 to 2781 code for a protein of 926 amino acids. Gene Ontology annotation, cellular component: plasma membrane. NCBI's taxonomy places the organism in Eukaryota, Fungi, Ascomycota, Sordariomycetes, Sordariales, Lasiosphaeriaceae. Gene Ontology annotation, biological process: actin cortical patch localization.